Messenger RNA from Stegastes partitus (bicolor damselfish), 2358 nucleotides. The record is from RefSeq and is a predicted model, not a curated record. Lineage: Eukaryota; Metazoa; Chordata; Actinopteri; Pomacentridae.
AUGCCACCCAAAAAAGGUGACGCAAAAGCUGCCAAGAAAGGCAAGGCAGAGGAGCCAAAGAAGGGAGGAAAGGAGGAUAAGAAGGGAGGGAAAGAUGACAAGAAAGGGGGGAAGAAGACGGAGGAGCCACCAGCUAAGGGGAAGGGGAAGGAUGAUGGAAAGAAGGGAAAAGGAAAGAAACCUAUGAAGACUGAGGAGGAAGAAGAAGGUGACAGUGAGGAGGAAGUAGCACCCAAGAAGGGAGCAGAUAAAGGGAAAGGUAAAGCAGCCCUGAAAGGUGCAUCUAAGGCCAUGGCUAUGAAAGGUUUUAAGUCUCCUGGUAAGCGCUCUCCAACUGAUGAGGAGGAGGAAGUGAAGGGGAAGGCACAAACAAAGAAAGGUAUGGGUGCAAUGAACCUCAAAAAGAUGAGUGAUGUCCAUAUCAAAGGAGCCUCCAAGGCUAUGAUGGGCUUUGCCGCAGAAGGACAGAAGAAGACUGCAGGAGCAGGAAAACCACAAAAGACACUAGAUGUAAAGUCUCACCUCAAAGGAGCCUCCAAAGCCCUCUCAGGCAUCUCAGGAAAGUCUUCUCCCUUCAGCUUGCCCUCUAAAUCACAGCAGCCAGAAAAGGCUAAACCAAAGAGAAACCUUAAAAGCACAUCCCGUCUCUUCCUGCGACUCUCCAAGAAAAAGAAACCCCCUGCUGGUGGUAAACCACUUCUCGGCAGUAAUAAACUUUUUUCUGGUUUUGGGGGAAAAUCAGCUGAUAAAAAGCCUGGUCUGUCCGGUUUUAGCUUGUUUAACAAAAAAGAGGAACCUGCAAAAGAAACCACACCAUCUAAAAAGACAAUAAACCUAUCUGGUUUAGGGGGUCAAGGGAAAAUGGCAACAGAGGCAAAGGGACUGGGGGGGAAGUUUAAAGGCAUGUUUGGAAAAAAGAAGACAGGAUCACAGUUUAAGACUAAAGGCUGGAUGUUAGGAAGGAUAGCUGCAGCCACUAACUGGUUGACAGGGAGGUUCCUGACUUCUCAGGGCCAAGGUCGGCUUGGAGGAAGGGCAGGAAGACGGGGGAAAAAGAGCCUGUCAUUUGCUAACAGAGACACUAGAGGGAGACAGGCACAGUAUUACAACGAGGCCUAUGAGUAUGAUGAUGAGUACGGCUAUGACGAUUAUCACAACAGAGGGAGACAAAGAGGCUUCACGGGGCAACCUAUGAGCUAUGACCCAUAUGAUCCCUAUGCAGAGGACAUGGAUUACUAUGAUGAUGAAGAGUGGGAAGAUGAAUAUGGUUACUAUGAUGAUGAGGGCAACUUUUAUUAUGAUGAUGAGGUUUACUAUGAUGAGGAUGUGGAUUACUAUGGUUACCCUUAUGGCUAUUAUGAUGAUGAGUACGAAGAUUACUAUGAUGAUGAAGGGGUGGAGUAUUACUAUGGCGAAGAUGGGAUGCUGUAUGCAAUAGAACCAGAGCCCUAUGGUUACUAUGGUGAUGCCAUAGAUGGUUUCUAUGACCCAUAUUACCCUGAACUGUAUGAAGGUUACUUUGACCAAAAUAUUAGUUCUAACUAUGGCAUGCUUGACUCAUAUGGCAUGAUGGGUGGUGACUACAAUGCUGUUUCAGGCCUAUACAACGACCCGAUGCUGGGAUAUACACAGCCUGCUCCUAUUUAUAACCCCUAUCAGCAGCCUUUCCCUAUGGAUGCUGUGAUGGAUCCAGCUAUGACCGGACAGCUAUAUGGACAGGAACAGCUGUCUUAUCCUCCAGCUGAGCCAUUUCUUGCAGAACAGUUCAGGGUUCCCAGGCCUCAAGUUAGACUAUUUGGAAAAGACAGACUAGAUGUGGAAACUCUGCCACCGCCUCCUCUUCAUUCUCGCCCCUCCUCCCCAGUGUUUCCCCCUCCUUCUCCAGCGCUUGCCCUCAACAAUCUGGAAAUUAUGUCUGAUAUACAAUAUGAGCAACCCAUCCCUGCAUACAUUCCUGCGCAGGCUCAUUACCCCUCUGUCAUUAACCAGCAACAGCUCCCCAUUAUUCCUGGACACAUUCCCUCACCACCACCUAUGAGCAUUCAGCAGGAGCACGUCCCUCUCCUCCAUCAGCCCACUCACCCUCCUCUCACUAUUACUCCAAAUGUACCAGCCAUCCCUCCCACAAGACCCACAGAUGUUCCAGAUGGGGCAAAUGUCACCGAUGCCACCGAUGCCACCGAUGCCACCGAUGCCACCAAUGGUUCCCCAAAUGCAGCCAAUGGUUCCCCAAAUGCAGCCAAUGAUGCCUCCACUUAUGCAUUCACCACUGCAUUCGCCAGCGGCCUCACCCAGGCCAGUGCGACGAAUGAGUCCCUUUUCAUCCCCACAGCUGUCACUGAGACCAGGAUCAGUUAG